This is a messenger RNA of Scophthalmus maximus (turbot), 7116 nucleotides long. Its product is annotated as AP-3 complex subunit beta-2. Lineage: Eukaryota; Metazoa; Chordata; Actinopteri; Pleuronectiformes; Scophthalmidae. Gene Ontology annotation, biological process: intracellular protein transport; vesicle-mediated transport; anterograde synaptic vesicle transport. The record is from RefSeq and is a predicted model, not a curated record. Gene Ontology annotation, cellular component: AP-3 adaptor complex; membrane coat. Bases 519 to 4175 code for a protein of 1218 amino acids. The transcript is spliced from 28 exons.
UAGCCUCUCCUGUGGACGCACUGUGUACACGCCGAGAGAGAGAGAGAGAGAGAGAGAGAGAGUGGUGCAGCAACAGGAACCACAUGAGCAGCGGGAGGAGUCGCGAGAGCAGAGGCUUCAGCGGCGAAUAAAAGUCCACGCCCCUCUCUGCCAAGCAUCCAUUUACUGAGGAGCUGAUUCAGUCUGCUGCUUCACUGGAUGCGUACAGACUCCAGUGCUGUGCGGCUCUCUGUGGAUCUGGAUAACGGCACCGGGGAGUCGUCUUCGAGAGGUUUUGUUGCAUCACUCUUGCCUGAAAUGUCCACGAUGGAUGUUUUGUAACCUCUGAGGGGAAGGAGAAUUCACAACAAGAGCAUCUGAAACUGCAGCUGAUGGCAGCUGUGUGAAAACCGUCUCCCCCCCGGAGAACCUGGAGAAAUUUCACACGCCGACAAAACCGCCGAGGAGGCGCACGAUCCACCAUCCGCCACAAGGAUUCCACAGGUUGCCCUCAAGCGUUCGGACAGAAGUUUUCCAACAUGACCACUAUGCAAAAGCUGCUGCAGCUGCCGGUGAACGCGGUGAACAUGGUGAAGACGGUGCAGAGCCAGGUGCAGGGCCAGGAGGAGGACAAGAGCCCCGUGCUGUCCCCCGACGGCGGGCAGCACUCCUGGUACAGCGCCCUGCAGCCCGACGAGCUGCGCCACCUCCGAUCCGGAGGCACGGGCGGAGGAGGAGGAGGCGGAGGAGGAGGAGGAGGAGGAGGAGGAGGAGGAGGGGACCAGGAGGAGCGGUCGGCUCUGGAGGACGGUGGCGGCAGCGGGGGCUUCCAAAGUCAGCCUUUGCGACAUGACGACUUGAAGGAGAUGCUGGACAGCAACAAAGACUCCUUGAAGCUGGAGGCGAUGAAGCGGAUUGUGGCCAUGAUCGCCCGCGGGAAAAACGCUUCAGAUCUCUUCCCUGCCGUGGUGAAGAACGUGGCCUGUAAAAACAUCGAGGUGAAGAAGCUGGUCUACGUUUACUUGGUGCGUUACGCCGAGGAGCAGCAGGAUCUCGCUCUGCUCUCCAUCUCCACGUUUCAGCGAGGCUUGAAGGAUCCGAACCAGCUGAUCAGAGCCAGCGCCCUGCGAGUCCUAUCCAGCAUCCGGGUGACGAUCAUCGUCCCCAUCAUGAUGCUGGCCAUCAAAGAAGCUGCGUCCGAUAUGUCCCCGUACGUCAGGAAGACGGCCGCUCACGCAAUCCCAAAACUCUACAGUUUGGAUCCAGAGCAGAAGGACCAGUUGAUUGAGGUCAUAGAGAAACUCCUCGCAGACAAAACCACGCUGGUGGCGGGGAGCGUUGUCAUGGCUUUCGAGGAGGUGUGUCCGGAGCGCAUCGACCUGAUCCACAAGAACUACAGGAAGCUGUGCAACCUCCUGAUCGACGUGGAGGAGUGGGGGCAGGUCGUCAUCAUCAACAUGCUGACCCGCUACGCCAGGACCCAGUUCCUCAACCCAAACAUCAACGAGUCUCUGCUGGAGGAGGGAGGGGGCGGCGAGAAGACCUUCUACGGCUCCGACGAGGAUGAGGACGACGACGACGAGGACGACAAGGAGAAGAAAGCCGAGGCUGCAACCUUGGCCAAGAGAAAGCCGUACGUGAUGGAUCCAGAUCAUCGGCUGCUGCUGAGGAACACAAAGCCGCUGCUGCAGAGCCGCAACGCAGCUGUGGUGAUGGCUGUGGCUCAGCUAUAUUUCCAUCUUGCCCCCAAAGCAGAGAUCGGGGUGAUCGCCAAGGCCCUGGUCCGUCUCCUGCGGAGCCACAGUGAGGUCCAGUACGUUGUUCUUCAGAACGUGGCAACAAUGACGAUCAAGAGAAGGGGGAUGUUUGAGCCGUACCUGAAGAGUUUCUACAUCCGCUCCACAGACCCAACCCAGAUCAAAGUCCUCAAGCUGGAGGUUCUCACCAAUUUGGCCAAUGAGACGAACAUCUCCACCAUUCUGAGAGAGUUUCAGACAUACAUUAAAAGCAUGGAUAAAGAUUUUGUGGCCGCGACGAUCCAGGCCAUCGGCCGCUGUGCGACCAACAUCGGAGAGGUGAGGGACACGUGUCUGAACGGCCUGGUGCAGCUGCUGUCCAACAGAGACGAGUUGGUGGUCGCCGAAUCUGUGGUUGUCAUCAAGAAGUUGCUGCAGAUGCAACCGGAGAAGCACAGCGACAUCAUCAAGCACAUGGCGAAACUAACGGACAACAUCCAGGUGCCGAUGGCGCGGGCCAGUAUCUUGUGGCUGAUCGGAGAGUACUGUGAGCAUGUACCUAAGAUUGCCCCAGACGUCUUGAGGAAGAUGGCCAAGUCUUUCACAAACGAGGAGGACAUUGUCAAGCUGCAGAUCAUCAAUUUAUCCGCAAAGCUGUAUCUCACCAAUUCCAAACAGACCAAACUGUUGACGCAGUAUGUUCUCAACUUGGCCAAGUACGACCAGAACUACGACAUCCGUGAUCGGGCGCGCUUCAUUCGCCAGCUCAUUGUGCCCACGGAGAAGAGCGGGGCUCUCAGCAAGUACGCCAAGAAGCUGUUUCUCGCCCUCAAACCUGCACCGGUCCUCGAGUCUCCGUUUAAAGAUCGGGACCACUUCCAGUUGGGCUCACUGUCCCACCUGCUGAAUGCCAAGGCCGGGGGCUACCAGGAGUUGCCCGACUGGCCCGAAGCCGCCCCAGACCCCUCCGUGCGCAACGUGGAGGUGAAGGAGUCUACAGAGGAAGUCGUAUCCACCAGCGAGGGGCGGAUCGGCUUGUUAGGGGCCUGGCGAGAGGUGCCCGAGUGGACCAAAUGCAGCAGCCGGGAGAAGCGGAAGGAGAAGAAGGUGGAGAAGCCGUUCUACUCGGACUCGGAGGGCGAGUCCGGGCCGACGGAGUCGGCCGAUAGUGAGUUGGACUCUGCCAGCGGUUCAGAGAGUGGCAGCGGCAGCGAGGAGAGCGGGUCGGGAUCCGAGAGCGACGAGAGUGAGGAAGGCUCUGAGUCUGAGCAGGAGUCUGAGGAGGACAAAGAGGAAGACAAGAAGAAGAAAAAGAAAGAAUUAAAGAAACCAGUGCGAGAAAGUGAAAGUGAGCAGAGUAGUGAAGAAGAAGAAGAGACGAAGCGCGAGAAGAAGAGUAAACAACGCAAGAGCGACUCGGAGUCGGAAUCUGACGAAGAGGAGGAGAGCGAGUCCGAAAGCAGCCAGUCAGAGUCUGAAGACUCCGAGUCUGAGGCAGAGGUCAAAAAGAAAAAAAAGGCAGCUGAUUCUAAACCUCCCCCCAAACCUGUCAAGACAGAGAACAAGAAGGAGAAGAAAGAAAUGUCUCUGCUCGACCUCGACGACUUUGAACCUUCACCGUCUCCUCAAGUCACCCCCGUCAACACCUUCAUGUCCAACAGCCUUGUGACUGACCUGGAGGGCUUGUCUUUGUCUGACAGCGUCCUCUCCUCGGCAACCAUCACUCCGUCCAGCGCGUCGAAGAGCUACGAGCUGCUGCACCGGAUCACAGGGGAGGGCCUGUCUGUGGAGUAUUGCUUCAGCCGGCAGCCUUUUAGCCCCGACGGCAACAUGGUGGCGGUGCAGGUGCAGUUCAACAACAGCGCCGCAUCUGAAACCAAGAACCUGCACAUGGAGGACGUGAAGCUGCAGUGUGGGAUGAGAGUGAAAGAGUUCCCAGAGAUUGAGCUGCUGCCGGCAGGUGAGGCGGCCACGGCUGUGAUGGGCAUCGACUUCUGUGACUCAACACAAGCGGCAAACUUCCAGCUGUGCACUCACACCAAGAAAUUCUUCGUCUCCAUCCAGCCGCCGGUCGGGGAGCUGAUGAGGCCCGUCUUCCUCACAGAGAAUGAGUUUAAAAAGGAGCAAGGUCAGCUGAUGGGUAUGAAUGAAAUCACAGAGCGGCUGACUCUGGACGCAAAGUGCCGGAACGAACACACCAUCGUCCAGCGGGUGACCACCGCCGCCAACCUCAGCAGAGUCCCCUGUGGUUCAGAUAAAGAGUGCAGUCUUCCUCCUCCUCCUCCUCCUCCUGACCAUCCUGUCCACAGGUUCGCCGGCAGGACGGUGACCAGCGGCAGCCUAGUGCUGGUCAGCGUGGUGACCAAAGAGGAAGGGGCCGCCCAGCUCACGGUCAACUGCGAGAAAAUGGUGAUCGGCACCAUGCUGGUGAAAGACAUCCUCCUGGCGCUGACGCAGUGACCCGUGUCUGCGCUCGAAGCUUCGCCCUCCACCGCUCCACCCGCCUCUCACACAUCGUCCAUGACUCAUCACGUGUGUAGCAUCUCCUCCGUUCUCCUGUAAGAAAUGAGGAUGUUUCCAGAAUGUUUAACUCCGGGUUAGUGCCCCCCCCACUUUAAGAAAUUACUCCUAGAAACACUGAAUGCCACAGCUGUACGCGAUACUCAUGACAAUCAGACGUGACUGAUGUUCGACCUGAUGAAAUCCCUCACCCCCGUCUAAAGUUUUUUAACAUUUCAUCAUCCAAAAAUACUUAUUUUGCAACACAUUUUUUCUUCCUUGAGGACCCGAAUGGAUUUAGUUUCUAUGAGAAUGAUAAACAUAGAUGAGUGAGCAUGUUUUAAACGUAAGAUUUAAUUAAGAUGAAAAGUAACUCCCAUCCAAAAUACAUCUGAGGAAUAAAAAGUGUCCGAAUUUACUCAAAACAAAUAUACAGCACAAAUAUUACAGGAGCCUGCCUCAUAGUUCAUUCAGUUUGAGAUAAAAAAUAUUCUCAGCAGGAGGUUCACUUACUUUAUGUUUUCUAAGCUUUCAGCUGCAUCUCAUGACCUUCCUCGGGGGAUGGACUCACUGAGAGGAUGCAGGCAAGUUUAUCUGUGUAGCACCUUUCAACAACAAGAAAAAGCCAUUAAGACAAGAUAUACACUAAACACAAGGCAAAGAGAAAAAAUAUUACAAUAGUGAGCUAAAACCGAGUAAGACAGGAAUUACUUUGCAGUGCAAGAUAUGAAUGAAUAUUCCAAAAGGUUAUUUGAUAAAAAAAGCUAUGGAAAAUAGAAAUGUUUUAGGCCUUGAAAAUAAGUUUGAGUUCGUUUUCUGGCAAUGUGGCGGCAAUAUUUGGUGCAUAAAAGCUAAAUGCUGCCAAUAAUUAUAAUUGUAAUUAUAAUACUUUUUUCAUGUCCGCUUUAUUCGACACAUUUAAGAGAGACUAAAAACGUCAGGGGACAGAGAGGGGAAGGCAGCGAGGACUCAGCCUUGUUGGUGACAUGUGCUGCACUAGACUAGACGAGCUGUGCUGCCCCCUUUUAUGAUUAGUCUGGACUUUUGGGGACAGUAAGUAGACAUGAUAAGUAUGGACAGUUAAUUAUGUGGCAGCAGAUCAGAGAUAUGAGCUGGAAACAAGACGACAUGAGCUGUCUGAGAACAUCAAACCAGAACUAGGCACAGCAUCGACUGGGAACAGGUACAACCCCCCCCGGCUGACCUGAGAGAGAUGAAGGAGGCGGUUCACAUCCCACAAUGUGCUCAAUUGUAAUGACGUGAGUGUGAGUGGUCGUAAUGACAUCUGCGCAAACUCCAUCUGCUGAGGAAAGUCAUGAGAUGUGGCACAACGCUGUGAAAGCAAUAAGCAAGUUGAGUUUAAAAAAAUGUUAAAACUAUCAUUAAAACUAUGGUGGCUAAGAAGGUUUUUAUUAUUCUCUAACGAGUGGACGCACAUAUCUGUCACACCAGUUUUCACUUUUAGCUUGUCAGGUGCCAGCUCUCAGACUAUCUGAAGAUGGAGAUACUGUAGGUAAUGGAUACUGUAGGUUUAAAUCCCUAAGAGCAGGUCACCACAAAAACACUGUAAGAUCUGCUUCAUCAGUACUCCUCCCAUAUUUGAGUUGGAAAUCAAAUGUAGCGCGACUGAGGCUCGACGGAGACGACAAUUGCCUGCAACCGGAUCCGUAUAGGCACAAUAAAUGUUGAUCAUCAAUGACUCACCUCUCCUGAUUUAAAAAAAAGAAGGAUGUCCAUGUCAAAUUCUGCAGUUUAGCAUUUGCGUACAAGUAGUUGUCAUAGUGUGAUGUUCAUUACAGUAAGUGGGGGCAUUCAUAAAAACUGAAAAUGUAUAAAUGUCAUUGUAUGUAUUGCGACAUGUAAUACAGUAAUACUAUAAGGUAUGGUGUGUGUGUGAGUGUGUAUGAGUGUGUGUGUUUGUGGGUGUGAUGGUUAUGUUACUUUAACAAGCUGUUUUCUUUAACAAAUGACUCGGACAAACAUACUUAACAAAAGUCACCAGAUUCUGACAAAUCCAUUGAUGCUAAAUGAUUAUGACUAAAUUGUGGAGAAAAAAACCCAUUCACAUUCAAAACGCUGAAACAAGACCUUUAUAACUAAUUGACCAUCAAAACAGCUGCCUAUUAUUUUUUUGUCAAACGCCUAAAUAUUUCAGCUCUACCAACUACACAGUUCAUACAGGGCAACCUGAGGUUGUUUUUUUUUAAAGAAUAGUUUCACAAUUUCAGGAAAUACACUCAUUUGUUUUCAUGCUCACAGUAACGACUAAAUAGCUUCAUUCUUCAUUUUAGUCGUCAUUCACAAUUGUUAAAUAAACUUUUGCAACUUAAAUACAAUUUCCCUUUGACAUCAUGUAAAGAUAGUGUUUUACAUUUUUGAGAAUCAGUUACAAUACCUUCAGAUGCUUUUAUGAUAAUGUCAUAGAUGUUGAGGUUGAGUGUCAGGUGACGCUUCUCAUGCCUUUUAUUACAUUCUGAUUUCAGGUCUGAGGUCAUGUUGCAUCUUUGUCAUCAGCCCACGUGUGUCCAGUGGCUGCACAUUAUUUUAUCAUUUCUAACAAAGUGUUUUUGUUAAUUGUUUCUUUACUGUUGUGUUGCUGUUUUUUUUUUACCAAAGGAGUACGGCCCAGCGAAACAUUGAAUUGUUGAAUUGUUAAAACAUUUGGACCUGAGAUUUCCAGUCAUGGCAGCGCAGCCAUUAUGAAGAAUGUAAAGAGUUAGGAAAGAGUUAACUUCAAAUGUAAAAACAGAAAGCAAAACAGUUUUCACACUCCUCAUUUUCUCCGCAACGAAUUUCAAAUAUCCAAAAUUAUGGUUUAUCAUACCCUGUGUGUGGUUGUGAAAUGUGGUCCUGAAGCAUUACAGGUUUAUUUAUUAUACAAAUAAAAAAGAAAUACAAAUAA